CCCCUUGCAGCCAUGAGCUCGGACGCAGAGAUGGCCGUUUUUGGAGAAGCAGCUCCCUAUCUCCGGAAACCAGAAAAAGAGAGAAUCGAGGCUCAGAACCGCCCAUUUGAUUCAAAGAAAGCCUGCUUUGCAAUGGAUGAUAAGGAAAUGUACGUGAAAGGUAUGAUACAGAGCAGGGAAAAUGACAAAGUCACCGUCCAGACCCUAGACGACCGGACACUCACUCUGAAUAGUAACCAGGUGUUCCCCAUGAACCCUCCCAAAUUUGACAAGAUCGAGGACAUGGCCAUGAUGACCCACCUGCAUGAGCCUGCAGUGCUCUACAACCUCAAAGAGCGCUACGCAGCCUGGAUGAUCUACACCUACUCGGGCCUCUUCUGUGUCACUGUCAACCCCUACAAGUGGCUGCCAGUGUACAACCCUGAGGUGGUGGCUGCCUACAGAGGCAAAAAGCGCCAGGAGGCGCCGCCCCACAUCUUCUCCAUCUCUGACAACGCCUAUCAAUUCAUGCUGACUGAUAGAGACAACCAGUCCAUCCUUAUCACCGGAGAAUCUGGGGCCGGAAAGACUGUGAACACAAAGCGUGUCAUUCAGUACUUUGCAACAAUUGCAGUUACUGGGGACAAGAAGAAGGAGCAGCAGCCAGGCAAAAUGCAGGGAACCCUGGAGGAUCAGAUCAUCCAGGCCAACCCCUUGCUGGAGGCCUUUGGAAAUGCCAAGACUGUAAGAAAUGACAACUCCUCUAGAUUUGGGAAGUUCAUUCGGAUUCACUUUGGAGCCACAGGAAAGUUGGCAUCGGCAGACAUUGAAACCUAUCUAUUAGAAAAAUCCAGAGUGACAUUUCAGUUAUCCAGUGAGAGAAGCUAUCAUAUUUUUUACCAGAUUAUGUCAAACAAGAAGCCAGAACUAAUUGACCUGCUUCUGAUUUCAACCAAUCCCUUUGACUUCCCUUUCGUGAGCCAAGGGGAAGUCACAGUAGCCAGCAUUGAUGACAGUGAGGAACUGUUGGCGACUGACAAUGCCAUUGACAUCCUGGGCUUUAGCUCAGAGGAGAAAGUUGGGAUCUACAAGUUGACAGGUGCAGUGAUGCAUUAUGGGAACAUGAAGUUCAAGCAGAAGCAGAGGGAGGAGCAGGCAGAGCCAGACGGCACUGAAGUGGCUGACAAAGCUGGGUACCUGAUGGGCCUGAAUUCUGCAGAAAUGCUGAAAGGCUUGUGCUGCCCAAGAGUGAAGGUUGGAAAUGAGUAUGUCACCAAAGGACAAAAUGUCCAGCAGGUGACCAACUCAGUGGGCGCUCUGGCCAAAGCCGUCUAUGAGAAGAUGUUCCUGUGGAUGGUCACCCGCAUCAACCAGCAGCUGGACACCAAGCAGCCCAGGCAGUACUUCAUCGGGGUCUUGGACAUCGCUGGCUUUGAGAUCUUCGAUUUCAACAGCCUGGAGCAGCUGUGCAUCAACUUUACCAACGAGAAGCUGCAACAGUUUUUCAACCACCACAUGUUCGUGCUGGAGCAGGAGGAGUACAAGAAGGAAGGCAUCGAGUGGGAGUUCAUUGACUUUGGGAUGGACCUGGCUGCCUGCAUUGAGCUCAUUGAAAAGCCGAUGGGCAUCUUCUCCAUCCUGGAGGAAGAGUGCAUGUUCCCCAAGGCAACAGAUACCUCCUUCAAGAACAAGCUCUAUGACCAGCACCUGGGCAAGUCCAACAACUUCCAGAAGCCCAAGGUGGUCAAAGGCAAGGCCGAGGCCCACUUCUCGCUGGUGCACUAUGCUGGCACCGUGGACUACAACAUUGCUGGAUGGCUGGACAAGAAUAAGGACCCCCUGAAUGAGACUGUGGUCGGGCUCUACCAGAAGUCUUCACUGAAGUUGCUGUCCUUCCUUUUCUCCAAUUACGCUGGGGCAGAAGCAGGUGAAAGUGACUCCGGGGGAAGCAAGAAAGGCGGGAAGAAAAAGGGUUCCUCUUUCCAGACGGUGUCCGCCGUGUUCAGGGAGAACUUAAACAAACUGAUGACCAACCUGAGGAGUACUCACCCACACUUUGUACGAUGUCUGAUUCCCAAUGAGACCAAGACUCCUGGUGUGAUGGACCACUAUUUGGUCAUGCACCAGCUGCGCUGCAAUGGGGUCCUCGAGGGCAUUCGGAUCUGCAGGAAAGGGUUUCCCAGCCGGAUCCUCUACGCUGACUUCAAACAGCGGUACCGGAUCCUAAAUGCCAGUGCCAUCCCUGAAGGGCAGUUUAUUGACAGCAAAAAUGCUUCUGAGAAGCUGCUAAACUCCAUCGACGUGGACCGGGAGCAGUACCGAUUCGGCCACACCAAGGUGUUUUUCAAAGCUGGGCUCCUGGGACUCUUGGAGGAGAUGAGAGACGAGAAGCUGGUGACCCUGAUGACACGCACACAGGCCUUAUGCCGGGGGUACCUGAUGCGGGUGGAGUUCAAGAAGAUGAUGGAGAGGAGGGACUCCAUCCUCUGCAUCCAGUACAACAUCCGCUCUUUCAUGAACGUCAAGCACUGGCCCUGGAUGAACCUGUACUUCAAGAUCAAGCCCCUGCUGAAGAGUGCGGAGGCCGAGAAGGAGAUGGCCACCAUGAAGGAAGACUUCGAGAGAACUAAGGAAGAGCUGGCCAGAUCUGAGGCUCGCAGGAAGGAGCUGGAGGAGAAAAUGGUCUCCCUCCUACAGGAAAAGAAUGAUCUCCAGUUGCAGGUCCAGACUGAAACUGAGAAUCUGAUGGAUGCCGAGGAGCGGUGUGAGGGGCUCAUCAAGAGCAAGAUCCAGCUGGAAAACAAAGUGAAGGAACUGAAUGAGCGGCUGGAAGAGGAGGAAGACAUCAACUCUGAGCUGAUGGCCAAGAAACGGAGCCUGGAAGACAAGUGCUCCUCUCUCAAAAGAGACAUUGAUGACCUUGAGCUGACCUUGACCAAAGUUGAAAAGGAGAAGCAUGCCACAGAGAACAAGGUAAAGAAUAUUUCUGAAGAAAUGACAGCCCUUGAAGAAAACAUUUCCAAAUUGACCAAAGAAAAGAAAUCUCUGCAGGAGGCCCAUCAGCAAGCACUGGAUGACCUCCAGGUGGAAGAAGAUAAAGUCAACGGUCUGAUCAAAAUCAAUGUCAAGCUCGAGCAGCAGGCAGAUGAGCUUGAGGGCAGCUUGGAGCAGGAGAAGAAGCUGCGAGCAGACCUGGAAAGAGUGAAGAGGAAACUAGAGGGAGACCUGAAAAUGUCCCAGGAGUCCAUUAUGGACCUCGAAAAUGACAAGCAACAGAUGGAAGAGAAACUGAAGAAGAAGGAGUUUGAAAUCAGUCAGUUACAAAGCAAAAUCGAAGAUGAACAAGUUCACAGUUUGCAGUUACAAAAGAAGAUUAAAGAACUGCAGGCCCGUACAGAAGAGCUGGAGGAAGAAAUUGAAGCUGAGCACACACUCAGAGCCAAGAUUGAGAAGCAGCGCUCAGAUCUGACCCGGGAACUGGAGGAGAUCAGUGAGCGGCUAGAAGAAACCAGCGGGGCCACUUCUGCCCAGAUAGAGCUGAACAAGAAGCGGGAGGCCGAGUUCCAGAAACUGCGCAGGGACCUGGAGGAGGCAACCCUGCAGCAUGAAGCCACGGCGGCCACCCUGAGGAAGAAGCACGCAGAUACUGUGGCUGAGCUCGGGGAGCAGAUUGACAAUCUGCAGCGGGUCAAGCAGAAGCUGGAGAAGGAGAAGAGCGAGCUGAAGAUGGAGAUCGACGACAUGGCCAGCAAUAUCGAGACAGUCUCGAAGUCCAAGAGUAAUGUGGAAAGAAUAUGCCGGUCCGUGGAGGAUCAAUUUAAUGAAAUCAAAGCCAAGGAUGACCAGCAGACCCAGUUGAUCCACGACCUCAACAUGCAGAAGGCAAGGUUGCAGACCCAAAAUGGGGAGCUGAGCCACCAAAUGGAAGAGAAGGAGUCUCUGAUUUCACAGCUGACCAAAAGCAAGCAGGCCCUCACCCAGCAGCUAGAGGAGGUGAAGAGGCAACUGGAAGAAGAAACCAAGCAUCUCCCAAAUGGGCGGCAGCAGCAUCUUCUGGGGAAGCCUGGGUCUGGGCAGCUGUGGCAGAGCAAGUGGUGUAGGGAGCAUCACAAUCAUGCAGUGAACCAGACUAGGAUAAGCCCCCUGAACCUGGAGGUGGACCUCAAUAUCCAGGCCAUGCACAUUCAGAAGAAAGAGCAGAUCAAGAACCACAACAAGUUCGCCUCCUUCAUAACAAGUGAUGGCUCCUGGCAGCUGGAUGAAGAUAUCCAGGAGCUGCGAUCUCAUGUCUCAGACAUAUCUAUGGUGGUGCUGUCCAUGGAUGACAGCCACUCCCUGGACCUGGAUGGAAGCAUCGUUGAGGUCAAGGCCCAGUGUGAGGAGAUGGCCAACCACGGUGGGGGCAAGAAGGCCAAGCAAGGCAUGGUGCAGCAGCUGUAUGGGUACCAGGAGCUCAUGAACAUCAAGCUGGCGCUGGACAUGGAGAUGGCCAUCUACUGUGAGCUGCUGAAGGGUGAGCAGGACAGGCUAGAGGCGGGAAUACAUGAGAAGAAACUGGCCCAAAGGCUUCAGGAAGCAGAGGAAAACACAGAGACGGCAAACUCCAAGUGUGCUUCCUUGGAGAAAACCAAGCAGAGGCUCCAGGGUGAGGUGGAUGACCUGAUGCUGGACUUGGAGCGGGCCAGCACCGCCUGCACCACCCUGGACAAGAAGCAGAGGAACUUCGACAAGGUCUCUCCCACACUGUCUCAGCAGUGAUGAUCAGAGUGUGGCCUUCUGCGCUCAGAUAUACAAGAAGCGAGUAUCACUGAUCCAAAGUGCUUCGGAGCUGGAGUGUUUCAUUUGGAAUACUCCUAUAAAAAUGUCAUGAAUGAACUGCAAACCCCUAAAUCACCCACUAAAUGCUGAUGCUGCAACCUGGAGCAAGAGAUAUCUGACUUAACCGAGCAGAUUGCAGAAACCGGCAAGAACCUUCAGGAAGUAGAAAAGACCAAGAAGCAAGUGGAGCAGGAGAAGUCUGAUCUCCAGGCUGCCUUAGAAGAGGUGGAGGGUUCUUUGGAACAUGAGGAGAGUAAAAUCUUGCGCGUCCAGCUAGAGCUCAGCCAGGUGAAAUCUGAGCUGGACCGCAAGGUCAUUGAGAAGGAUGAGGAGAUCGAGCACCUCAAGAGAAAUGGCCAGCGGGCAGCAGAGGCCAUGCAGAGCGUGCUGGAGGCUGAAAUCCGCAGCCGGAACGAUGCCCUCAGGCUGAAGAAGAAGAUGGAGGGGGAUCUCAACGAGAUGGAGAUUCAGCUGGGCCAUUCCAACCGCCAGGUGGCGGAGACUCAGAAACACCUGCGCACGGUGCAGGGGCAGCUUAAGGAUUCCCAGCUGCACCUGGACGAUGCCCUGAGGAGCAACGAAGACCUCAAGGAGCAGCUGGCCAUUGUGGAGCGCAGAAACGGCCUGCUGCUGGAGGAGCUGGAAGAAAUGAAAGUGGCCCUGGAGCAGACCGAGCGAACCCGCAGGCUGUCGGAGCAGGAGCUGCUGGAUGCCAGCGACCGAGUGCAACUGCUGCACACGCAGAACACAAGCUUGAUAAAUACAAAGAAAAAACUGGAGGCUGACUUGGCUCAGUGCCAGGCAGAGGUGGAGAACUCUAUCCAGGAGUCCAGAAAUGCAGAGGAGAAAGCCAAGAAGGCCAUUACAGAUGCCGCCAUGAUGGCCGAGGAGCUGAAGAAGGAGCAGGACACCAGUGCCCACCUGGAGCGGAUGAAGAAGAACCUGGAGCAGACGGUGAAGGACCUGCAGCACCGUCUGGAUGAGGCCGAGCAGCUGGCGCUGAAGGGUGGCAAGAAGCAGAUCCAGAAGCUGGAGGCCAGGGUGCGGGAGUUAGAAACUGAGUUAGAUGCUGAGCAGAAAAGGGGAGCUGAAGCUCUGAAGGGGGCCCACAAAUAUGAACGCAAAGUCAAGGAAAUGACCUACCAGGCUGAGGAGGACCGCAAGAAUAUCCUCCGGCUCCAGGACCUGGUGGACAAGCUGCAGGCCAAAGUGAAGUCUUACAAACGGCAGGCAGAGGAGGCGGAGGAGCAGGCCAACACUCAGCUGUCCAGGUGCCGGAGAGUCCAGCAUGAGCUGGAGGAGGCCGAGGAGAGGGCGGACAUCGCUGAGUCACAAGUCAACAAGCUCAGGGCCAAGAGCCGUGACGUGGGGAGCCAGGUAAGGAAGAUGGAAGAAUGA
Messenger RNA from Octodon degus (degu), 6195 nucleotides. RefSeq names its product myosin-13. Gene Ontology annotation, molecular function: cytoskeletal motor activity; actin filament binding; ATP binding. The transcript is spliced from 41 exons. NCBI's taxonomy places the organism in Eukaryota, Metazoa, Chordata, Mammalia, Rodentia, Octodontidae. The record is from RefSeq and is a predicted model, not a curated record. Gene Ontology annotation, cellular component: myosin complex.